GACGCUUCGAUCUUGCUUCGGUCUCUGCUUGGAGUCGAACUCUCCGCGCUCCCCCUCACAGGACGACCACUUCGAAAGAGCGACCAUGGCGACGCCGAUGAUUAGUAUUACCUUUGUCAGGCAUGGGGAGUCGACCGACAAUCUGCGCAGUGUAUGGGCUGGCUGGGAAGACGCGCCCUUGUCGAAUCACGGCAUGAACCAAGCACGCGCAGUCGGCCAAUCCCUCUCCUCCACCCCCUUCACCGCCAUCCACGCCUCGGAUCUCAAACGCGCAUUCACCACCGCGCAGGCCAUCUACGACGCCCAGCCCGCCCCAAAGCCCGCCUUCGACUCCUCCCCGCUGCUCCGCGAGCAGCACUUCGGCGUCGCCGAGGGCAAGCCGUGGGCGCUGCACACCGAGCCCGGGCUCUCGCUCGAGGAGCACUAUGCACGCGGGAUAUACCCCGUGCUGUUCAACCGCGCGGAGGCGUUCCCCGGGGGAGAGAGCCUGGACGACCUCGCGAAGCGCGCGGAGGAGGCGGUGGGGAGGCUGGUGAUGCCGCAUGUGUGGGAGGCGGCGAGGAAGGGGAAGAGGGGGGUGCAUGUUGCGCUGGUUAGUCACGGGCUGUGUAUUAGCGAGCUGAUUGCUGCGCUUAUGAGGAAGAAUGCGGGGGGCGGAGGGAGUGCGGAUAAGUACAAGGGGUUGUUGAAUACUGCGUGGACGAGGGUGGCUAUUGAUGUGCAGGGCGUGAAGGAAGGAGAGCCGCUCGAGUUUCCCGAUGACGACCCACCCCCAUUGACAAUAAAGGUGACCGACAUCAACCGUCACGAACACAUCGACAACAUCGUCCGUCAGGGAGGGGGCAUCGGUCGACAGGCAUACGACCCCAAGCAGGCUGACAUCCGUGCCUUCUUCGGAGGUGCGGCCGUGGGCGAACACUCGGCAAGCAACGCUCGCGAUGAGACUGUUACGCCAGACGAAACAAAGUAGACAGCAGUGUAUGCGUAGAAAAGGACGGGAUGGAGCGUGUAGGUCACAGCAGUAAGGAUAAUACGUCGGUAUACGUUGCACGCCGUCAUUCUGCCUCGCAGUGUACGCAUAUACGAUGUGGAUAGAUGAUACACGAUGUUCCCUCUCCUCUCCGUGUUUUUCGUGGUCAGUAGUCGACAGGACCCAGCCCUCAUGCAUACGGCAACAGCUUCUUCAGCUUCGGCGUCUGCGAGCCAUGCGAGUACGCCGUCUGCGCGAGCUUGUUCUUCCUCGCCGGGGACUUGUGCACGUUCAAAUGUUUAUGCCCUGCAUGGGCCCUCUUGAAUACGCCCGACGCGAUGGCCCUCCAUCGCUUCUUCGCGCCGCUAUGGCUCUUGAGCUUCGGAAACUGCUGGACGGCGGCGGAGGAGAAGAGGCGGGCGGUCGAGGCG
Molecule: messenger RNA, 1401 nt
Organism: Gloeophyllum trabeum ATCC 11539
Lineage: Eukaryota; Fungi; Basidiomycota; Agaricomycetes; Gloeophyllales; Gloeophyllaceae
Product: phosphoglycerate mutase-like protein
Exons: 9
Coding region: 86-970 (294 amino acids)
Biological process (GO): positive regulation of DNA repair; fructose 2,6-bisphosphate metabolic process; regulation of pentose-phosphate shunt
Cellular component (GO): cytosol
Molecular function (GO): fructose-2,6-bisphosphate 2-phosphatase activity
Source: RefSeq, a predicted model, not a curated record